Trichomycterus rosablanca is the source of this 2667-nucleotide messenger RNA. RefSeq names its product RPA1 related single stranded DNA binding protein (gene radx). Gene Ontology annotation, molecular function: single-stranded DNA binding. Gene Ontology annotation, biological process: regulation of DNA repair. The coding region runs from base 68 to 2566 and encodes 832 amino acids. Lineage: Eukaryota; Metazoa; Chordata; Actinopteri; Siluriformes; Trichomycteridae. The transcript is spliced from 15 exons. Gene Ontology annotation, cellular component: replication fork. The record is from RefSeq and is a predicted model, not a curated record.
CUUAAUAGCCGUCGUUAGUAGUUAGCACUAUCUAAGCUAGAUAUAAGUUAAUGUAGGUUUUGUUGCCAUGGCAGCAGCGGAGUCGAUAUCAGGUGAAUCGGAUUCGGUUCUAGACUCGGUUCUGAAUCAGCUCUGGUGCAGCAGGUCUCUCCGGUUCGGUCCGGUCAGUCCGCUGUGCGUCGCGGUGAUCAGCAUAGAUCGCUAUCUAUCGGACGGGCGCGACUCCACCGACUGCUACAGCUACGACGUGACGAUAACCGACGGCAGGUGUCGGGUGAAGUGUCACUUAUCGGCAGGACUGAACCGACUGGUCCGGACGAACGCGCUCCGGUCCGGAUGGUGCGUCCACAUCAGCCAGUUCUGUAUCAUCCACGACGAGAGGAGACUGAACCACAGCUACGUGUGCAUCGAACAGGUCCAGAUUGUCUCCCACGAUCCCGCGAUUCUCCCCACGAUCAAAGAUCUGGACUCAGUCCGGUGGUGGUACCGGGACGGGAUCGUACAGACCGACGCGCCACUGAAGUUUAACAGGAAACAUUAUUUAUCAUUAUGGAAUAAUGAGGAUCCACACGGUACUGUGUGGGUCUCAAACACACCACCUGCAGAUGUUGUGAUCGAUGUAUCUAGGAUUUCUCUUCUGGCUGAUUUGGAUGCGUUCUUCGCCUCGUCCAGACGGCCUCUCCCUGUGCUCGUCCGCGUGUUGCACAGGUCUCGCCUGCGCUACUAUGGAAAACCGGGACAGAACAUCGACUUCCCGCUUCAGGCGUAUUUCGAGGUGGCUGAUCAGAGUGGCGUGAUGUCCAUGGUUCUGUGGAAUGAUUUGUGUCCGGAGUGGUAUCACAGACUGACCGUGGGUUCAGUUCUGUACCUGCAGCAUUACACACUGAAGCGCAGCUACCAGAACCGGUCCAGACCUCAGCUCGGCGCGCUGUCCCUCUUCUCCUUCAGCUCUAUAGAGAUCUGCCUGAACCCUCGGAAUCCCCCCGCCGUCAUCACCGUAAUUUCUCCUAAAGGUGUUCAGCCCCAGUGGAGCCUACCUGACGUCACCUACAAGUUCUCCACCAGGUCUGAAAUAGAGAGCCUGGCCAGUAACCAGGCCUGUGACAUCAUCGGUCUGGUGACCUACGUGGGCCGUGUCGAGCGAAUCAGAAACAGAGGGAAUUCUGUCCCUGUGAAGUUCUGGACGUAUCGGUGGGUUCAUGCGGUGGAUGGAACGUCAGAAUAUCCGUUCAUCCUGGAGAUCUUCGCCUCCUCCCAGCCAGAGAUCUUCAACAACAUUUCUCCUAUGACGUAUCUGGUGUGCACACAGAUGAGAGUGUGUCGGGAGACGGGCUCCUCUGUCUUUCUAACCAGCAGCACAGAGACUCAGCUCUUCAUCACAGGCUGUCACAGGAAGCAGCCGUACGUCUCGGAGCCGAAGGUGAAAGCCUUCAUCCAGUGGACGAAGACGCUGAAGGACAGUACCGUCAUGAGGAAGACGGCUGUAGGGGGGUAUUACUGUUACCCCCCUGCACCAACUACCUUCACACCAAACACAACCAGCACCAACACCACUAACAGCACCAGUUCUGUAGGUGAGGCAGCAUCCCUGUCGCUGAUGGCAGUAGGUGACCUGCGGAGGGAGCUGGAGAGUCUGCAGUACAGAGAGCGCCGGAGAGUCGCCGUGCAGGGUCACAUCUGUGUGGUGCAGUACCGGCAAUGGCCAACGGAGCGCGAGCAGCAGCUGGAACAAGAAUCAGCGAGCGAGACCAGAGGUUCAUCCCCCGUUAGUACAGACGUACCUGAGCGGAGUGAGACGCCCGCUGCCGCGCCCGCAAGUCACAACACACCUUCUCCCAAACGCCGGAGAGUUGAGGAAGCAGUGAAAGCAGUGCAGAGGCAGUACUGGACCAGAGCGAAGGUGCAGUCAGACAGACAGACAAAGCCAGCGAGUGUUGAAGAGGACGAGAGUCAGGAAGGUUCCACACAGUCACCCCAAACCACAGACAACACGGAGACGGCAAACGUUCCUGACUCAGAACACCCUGCCAGUCGGCCCGUUGCAUUAUGGGAGAGCAGCGUGUGGUCGUCACUGAAGCAUGACGUCGCAGAUCACAUUUCCUGCCCCGUUUUGAACACGGAGAGCGUUCCGGAAAGAUUCAGCUUCGAUAACCGAGACGUCCUGCUUCAGCGGAUCAACCUCAGCCCGUCCAAAUGGAGCCCGGAUCUUCCCUCGGACUCACACUGGGACACACACACCGCUGUGGAAUUCCCCGGAUACCUCACACUCACCAUACUGGGACUGAAUCAGGAGGCCGCCGUCGACUCCCUUUUCCUCCCCGUCUUCACCCCUGAAGACCCACGAGCAGUCGGGACAUCCUGCAGUCUCCAUGACGACACACUGAUGUCCUGCCUCACUGCAGGCCGAAUUCAUGAGCACCUUUCUCCAGCGUCACUGUUGAGCUCGGCUCCAGCGCUGGAGGAUCAGAAGGUGGUGUGUGUGCUGGACGUCUGUCUGCUGAGUGAGAACAAGCUGGAGAUCAUCUGCUCGAAGAUCUAUAGAGCGGCUGAUAUCAUUCCUGUGUAGAUUAUACACACACACACACACACACACACCGGUACAAGGAUGUCCUAAAGUAAAGUAUUUUUUUCUUUAGUUCAGAAGGAAUAAACAUGUUAUUUUAAUAA